Molecule: messenger RNA, 1653 nt
Organism: Arvicola amphibius (Eurasian water vole)
Lineage: Eukaryota; Metazoa; Chordata; Mammalia; Rodentia; Cricetidae
Gene: R3hdm4
Product: R3H domain containing 4
Exons: 8
Coding region: 46-870 (274 amino acids)
Molecular function (GO): nucleic acid binding
Source: RefSeq, a predicted model, not a curated record
CUUCCUCCGCGGCCUCGGGCCGGGUUGCAACUGCGGCUGCAGGCCAUGGUGGCUCUGGACAACCCUGACGGCGGCCUGGAGGCGACCCCCGGCGCGGAGACCAGGCUGCCCCUUCCUGGCUGCCUGCCCACGCUCGGUGGCUCACAAGUGAAGAGGGUCUCAGCCUCCAGACGCAAGCAACAUUUUAUCAACCAGGCUGUGCGAAAUUCGGACCUGGUUCCCAAAGCCAAGGGACGGAAGAGCCUGCAGCGUUUGGAGAAUACCCGGUACCUCCUAACUCUGUUAGAAACAGCAGGGGGUUCUCCAGGCCCAGAAGAUGGGGACCUGACUCCUCCUGCGGCACCUGGAAUCUUUGCAGAGGCCUGCAGCAACGCCAUGUAUGUGGAGGUCUGGAAUGAUUUUAUGAACCGCUCGGGAGAGGAGCAAGAGCGAGUGCUCCGCUACCUGGAGGAUGAGGAUCAGGGCAAGCGGAGGCGCGGGCCUGGCCGCGGGGAGGAUCGGCGGAGAGAGGACCCGGCCUUCACACCUCAUGAGUGUUUCAGGCGCAUCAGCCGUCGCCUGAGGUCUGUGCUCAAGCGCAGCCGCAUCCCGAUGGAAACGCUGGAGAGUUGGGAGGAGCGGCUGCUGGGGUUCUUCUCCGUGUCUCCCCAGGCUGUGUACACCGCCAUGCUGGACAACAGCUUUGAGAGGCUCCUGCUUCAUGCCGUCUGCCAGUACCUGGACCUCAUCUCAGCCAGUGAGUGCCCGCUCGCAGGGAAGAGGAGCCAAGGUGCUGACCUGGAAGGCCGGCGGCAGAUGAGGGUCAGCAACCGUCACCUGGACUUCCUGCCUCCGGAACUACUGCUGUCUGCCUACCUGGACCAGCAGUGAUGGUGGAGCCGCCUGCCAACCAGCCGGCCGGCCCAGACCUCCAACAUCUGCUAAUUUCUUGCAUACUUUCAGAAUGAGAACACCCUGCUUCCCUCCGGGGGCCCCUUGCCCUGCCCCUUCAUGGCCCAGCUCGCACAGGGCGGCCCCUUGGCCCCUGCUCAGGCAGGGAAACCUGAGCCUACCCUUUUCCACUUUUUCUUUGGUGCAGUCUGAAACUCAGGCGAGUUUUUAUUAACUAGACUCUCUUUUAUUUUCCCCCAAUCAGUUUUAAUGAAUUUGGCAUGUUUGGAAUAGAUUUGUUUUAAUUUCUCUUUUGAAGUGGGAGGUGUAAUUAAAAAACACCCAGCGCCAGCCAGCGGUGGGUUCGGUUGUGACCCCUCCUGACCCCCCCUCCUGCCCCCAUUUCAGCUCUGAUGGGGGUGUCUGCUGAUCUCCCCAGGGCACUUUGAGUGAGUGUGUGUGUGUGUACAUGCUUCUUUGUCUCAAGGGCUGAGUUUAUGCUUUGUUUUUGGUGAUGUGUGUAUCAUGUCCCUGACUCCCUGGGCUCUGCUUGUCCUUCAAAGCCUCCUCGUGUCUCUCCUUAUGCCAGGGGUCCAGGACUUCCAGCCAGAAGCCUCUGACCUUGUGUUCCCUGUCCCCUCCCAUCCCCUCUGCUGUCCAGCAUAGCUGUGGUCGCUGCAGAGGCCUUACACGCUCCGCAGGCCUGUCCUCUCUUCCCCUUUCCUGUGGUUCUUUGUGCUUGGGAGAAAGGGAAACUUUGAAUAAAGCCUCGGUACUCCCGCC